Anastrepha ludens (Mexican fruit fly) is the source of this 4030-nucleotide messenger RNA. RefSeq lists its product as uncharacterized. Lineage: Eukaryota; Metazoa; Arthropoda; Insecta; Diptera; Tephritidae. The coding region runs from base 48 to 2495 and encodes 815 amino acids. The transcript is spliced from 9 exons. The record is from RefSeq and is a predicted model, not a curated record.
GAGUACACAGUAACAGUAACGGUCUCGGUUGGAAUAGAAAAAAAACAAUGUCUAAUCAGCUCUUAUUUCUGAGUUUAGCUGACAUAUUCUCGGUUUAUCCGAAUAUUUUCAAAGAAUUAAUAGCCACGCGUGAUAAGCAGUCACUAAUAUAUUUGCCAAGUGAUCCCGAGUGGCAGGAGCGCAUGUAUUACCGCCUAUUAGAGGUUCAAAAACGUGUCAACGAGGCCAUUGAUAGUGAGGUUGAGGUGGACUACGUUGUGGUGCGGAAGGACACACACACAUUUAAUCAUUUAGCAUUUGUACUCAACUUGUCUCCAGUUAUUUCACCGAAUAUUUCGCCGAAUGGUAUGUAUCAAGUGGUGAAGAAGAAAUGCUCUCAAAUACGUGGGAAAUCACUGAAGGAUAAAAGUAAAUUUUGGAAUUUAUCAACUAUUGCCAACGCAGCGAAAUUACUCGCACGGCCACCAAAACCGUUACAGUUUGAAAAUGAACAUGAAAUGCGCAAAGUUUAUUCACUAAUAUACGACGUCUUCAGAUACAAAGUCGUCCUCUCAAAUGCACUGAACGACAUAGCAUUUUACGAACGCUAUCCUGAGCAUCGUGAAGACGAAAAUCGAAUUUGGCUAAUGUUUUUCGAAUUGCUUGGACGAAAUUUUAGGAAACGUUUCUCUGAAGAAGUAGACCUGCAACAUAAAUUAUUUCACGAAUCAGAAGUGGAAGAAAUCGCAGAACAUCUAUGGGAGUUUCGGAAAUCUUUGGCAGCAUCUAUAUCCCGAAUGCGAAUAAAGUUCAAUGCGCUCACUCUUUCAAAGUUAUUGCCCAUUCACCUACAAAACGAAAAGGUCGCCAAUGCAGCUUCGAACACGAUGGUAACAGGAUGGAUAAAUCCCUUUUUACUGCGUGAUAAAACUUCAGCCGAUAAAUUCCUGCUUGAUUACGGCUAUAUACUUCAAGAAAAUGAAAAUGGACAAGUUUUAGAAACCAAUCACUACCGUUGGGACAAUAUUUGCCCACUAUUUAUAUCCUGUGUGCCGCAAGAUAAGGGUGAAUUCACUAAGUCGAAACUUGUGACGAAUCAUUAUUUUAUCAUUCAGGACAAAGCUUUCUCCUAUGGGCCAGCCGUUAUGUCAAGACUGCUGGAAUACUUUCAGCUGAGUGGUGAUAUCCUUCAAACUCAUAUUUCAUCACCUCGUUCCACGGCCUACCUAGCCGCGCUUUUUUAUUCCGUAAAUCGAGUAAACAAUUUUUAUGCAUACGGAGCAGGUCCACAUCUCAAGGAGUUUCGCAGGUUUAUGGAAGCGCUAGGCGUAAAUAAUAUACGCAUUUUCGGAGAACUAUUCACUUCAUUCCCGUUGGAAUCGAAACGCUUCGGCUACGUCGUAGGCAUUUUUGCUAAUCCACCCAAUUCUUUUAGUGCAAUUUCCGAUCCGAUAGACUUGAUAUGCUCACGUGGCGGUGACCUGUCUAUGCUGGAGGUACUCACUGAAUCUGAAAUAAGUGAGGAUGGUAAACGUAGAGUGUCGUUAAUUCUCGAAGAACAACUACUUACACUACAAAUGGCCAUGUCCAGGCCACAAAUACAAUUUUUAUUGUACCAAACCCAUUCCAUUGUAUCAUCGGAAAAUCAAGAUAUGGUGAAUUAUGCCGUCAAACUUGUAAAUGAAACCUCACUCAGGAAACAUCAAAGUGCGUACAGGGAGAAGAAACGUCUGGAAGCAUUAGCAGAAGCAGAGGCGGCUAACAUACCAUCCGCAGCAAUGGGCUCGCCAAGAAAACGAACCACGAACACACAGGUGGAAGAGAAAGUAAAAACUCCGACUGCAACAGAAGUUGGAACAUUAAAAACUGAAAAUCCCGCUGAAGAAAACGUAGAACCAGAUGAUACGGUAGGGAACGUUGCACUGCCUGAUAUCGACGAGUUUACAUGUGAAGACAUACCGGAUAUAUGUAUUAAUCAGGACAACUGCAUGAAGCAACAUUCAACUGGUUGUUAUAUCUCAUUAAUAAAAAGAGCGAAGAUCACACAAUUGAAUGCAAAAUAUCUCAUAAAGAUGGCAGAAGCGCGAGGACUUUUCUUUACGGCAGAAAAGAGUCCAGCGCCGAGAGUGAAAGGUAUUAAAGCGCAAGACACAAAUUUGGAGCCUACAGUACAAAACGAUUACUUGAACAACCAUAGAGAGAAGAAAUAUAUUAAUGUAGAUAAUUUGAUCUCACGUCUGAUGAGGGACACAAAUUCCAGUUUAAAUCGCAUUGGAGUAUCUAAGGCUUCCAAUCAAAAUCAUCCCCUAAAAUUUAACUUUAAGAGAAGAGAAUGCGCUCGUUACAAAGCUUCAUUGCUUAAGGUCUACCAACUCUCGAAACAGCACAAAAAUGGAAGCCGACGUUGCUCACUAGAAAGUUUGGAAGAAAUUUGUUCAGCCGCCAUUUGUUGCUUACAACGUAAAAGCUUAAAAAAAUAUCCAUAUCCAUUGCAUAUACAAAAUUUGAUAAUAUAAAAUAAAGGAGGAACGAGUAUACCUAUAUACAUAUGUACUAGGUUUUUCAAAAAGUUUUUCGGUUUGAUAAGAGAGGCGUUCCUAUUAGCCUACAUUUUUUGUUAUGUUGGUACACUCUUCAUUUGAAGGAACAUAUGUAUGUGAAGCUUCAUUUCAAUCUGUCAAUUCAUUCUUUAUUUACAAGCCAUUUAGUAUCGACGUGUCACAGUAUUUUCUACAAUGGAAAAAAUCAAGUAUCGUGCAACCAUUAAAUUUGUAUUUUUGGAAGGUUUAAAAGCAUAGGAAAUUUAUGGAGGAAUGUUGAAAGUGUAUAAGGACUUCGCCAUCAAUUAGUACAGUUGACAGAUGUUUUGUUUAAAUUAAACGUGGACGUACAAGCUAUGAAGACGAGCCACGUCAAGGACGUCCAAAAACAGCAGCAAUACCAGAAAAAGCCUUAGGCAUCCAAUUGGGCAGUGGAAGCAAUAGUUUGACUGAAGUAUUGGGUCUAAGAAAGCUGUGUGCAUAAAGAGUGCCGCAUUCGCUAACAAUGGAACAAAAACAUAUUCGAAUGCAACUCUCUCAACAACAUUUAGAGCAUUUUUGAAAGGAUGGAGUGAAUUUUGUGCGUCGAUUUAUCCCUAUGGAUGAGACUUGUGUCCAUCACCAUGAUCCUAAAUUAGCACAAUAGGACAAGUGGUGGUGUCAACCUGGUUCUUCGGCUUCGAAACAAGUUCGGGUCUGUAAAUCGGCCAAGAAGGUGUUAGCAUCAGUUUUUGGGGGAGCGAAAGGAAUUUGUGUGAAGUUUGUGGAUUACUUGCAAACUGGUAAAAGAAUAAAUUUUGAAUAUUAUUGCAACCUUUUAGACCAGCUGAAGGAAAAAUUCCCAGUUUGCAAAAUAAAAGGAAAAAAUAAUUUUUCAGCAGGGCAAUGCACCGUGUCACAAUGGCUAAAUCCAUGAAUUAAAAAAUAAAUUGUUGGGGCAUCCAUCGUAUUCACUAUAUUAGGCACUUAGGGAAUUCCAUCUGCUUCCAGACCUAACAUAAUGUCAUAACAACUGUGGGCGCGUACUUUGAAGCCCUUCCAGAUACUACUUCAGUGAUGGAAUUCAUAAAUUGGAAUCCCGUUGGAACAAGUGUAUUGAUGUUGAAAGAGACUAUAGUGAUUAAUAAAGUGCAAUUCAAACCAUACAAUUGUGUUUUUCUUAUCGAACCGCAAAACUUCUUGAACAACCUAGUACGUAGGUCGGUACAUUAAAUUAGUUGAUUUAACAACCCUUUUUAUUCUAAAUCAUUGGGUAGGAAAACCUGAGUAUGCAUUACCUGAAUAUUGCACAAACAAUGCAGAGUAAGACUAAUUUUUCUAAUAUCUAACCAACAUACGAAAGGGGUUCAAUAUUGGCACCCACCUCUCUGCAUAAUUUAUAUUGUUUACCUAUUUGCCAUCACUCUUGGAAGAAAAGAUUAUUUUAGCUUUUAGUUUAAUUUAUAUUAUUGCUUAAAUUAGUAUCAUAUAAAAAAUGUUUUUUGAUCAUGCAAAUUUAUGCUAACAUUCUA